Messenger RNA from Papaver somniferum (opium poppy), 700 nucleotides. RefSeq names its product cysteine proteinase inhibitor B-like. The transcript has a single exon. Gene Ontology annotation, molecular function: cysteine-type endopeptidase inhibitor activity. Lineage: Eukaryota; Viridiplantae; Streptophyta; Magnoliopsida; Ranunculales; Papaveraceae. The record is from RefSeq and is a predicted model, not a curated record. Bases 123 to 509 code for a protein of 128 amino acids.
GUAAAAUAAAAACCUGUGCCUCCCUCUAUAAAUCCUCUCCUUGAAACACUUUCUCCAUAAAUCCCCUCUCCCCUCUCCCUCAAAAACCCAUCCUAAAAUUAGUUCUCCUCCAACUUCAAUCCAUGGCUGCGCUACAUUCUUCUACCUUCCUCACUAUCUCCGUCCUCCUAUUCAUCUGUUUCCUAUCAUCGCCAUCCUCUGUUGAUGCUCUCGGAGGAAGAUUAGGAGGAAAAACUGAAAUCGUAGAUGUGGAAUCAAACAAAGAAGUACAAGAUUUGGGGAAAUAUUCAGUUGAUCAAUAUAAUUUGAAAUUCAAGAAAGGAGCAAAAGGAAGUUUGACAUACAAAGAAGUUGUCAAAGCCGAAAGUCAAGUUGUUUCAGGGAUUCAGUACUUUUUGAAGGUUUCUGCAAUUCAGAAUGGUAAACCUAAAUUGUAUGAUGCUGUUGUUGUUGUAAAAGCUUGGGAAACACCUUCUAAUUCGCUUGUUAGUUUUGAUCCUUCUUAUUAAUUGAGGAUUUUAGGGUUUGGUCCUUUUGGAUUUCAUGUAAUUUUGUGUGUUUAGUGCUUGAAACUAUAAUUAUUGUGAGUUGUUAAUAAAAUUGAUGAGAUUUGUUCUUCUCAUCUUCUUGUGAUUUUCAUUUGGAAGAACAAUAUUCAUGUUUUGUUUUUUUGUUAUUACCAUUUGGGGGUUUUCUGUGA